Messenger RNA from Saprolegnia diclina VS20, 1112 nucleotides. RefSeq lists its product as hypothetical. Bases 36 to 1112 code for a protein of 358 amino acids. NCBI's taxonomy places the organism in Eukaryota, Oomycota, Saprolegniomycetes, Saprolegniales, Saprolegniaceae. The record is from RefSeq and is a predicted model, not a curated record. The transcript is spliced from 5 exons.
CGCCUUUACAGCCCUCGGCGGCGCGAGUGAUCUCGAUGCCUCAAAAACGAAUUCGCGUGUCCCUCUACGACCCGCUCUACCACCAGAAGCGCGCUGCAAAGCUCGCCGAUGCCAAGUUGGCGGCCCAAGAUGCUCUCCUGCGAAAGCCAAGCCCGACGGCGGUCACGAGGUUCGUGUGCCACCGCGUUCGGGCGCAGCAAGACCCCGACGGUUGUCCGCCAGCGUGCGACAACAACUGUCUCGGCGACUGUGCGAUCGGUCGCGCAGUCAAGCGUGCGACCGAUGAUUCGGUCGACACCAACGCCCGCCGCGACGGCAGGGCAACCACUGACGGCAAGCAGCCGCACCUCGACCACCGCCGCGCAGCGUCGCACACCGGUGACGAGCGUCGCGACUGCUCCGUCAACGCGGCAUCGACGACCACGACUGAGGCGAUCCUCGGUCAGCUGCGUUCGGAAGUUGCAACUCUCCGAGCGCAGGUCGUUGACCUCCAAGCCAGCCUCGACGCCCGCUUGAUGCGCCUCUUUCAGGCUGGCUUCCAGUCGCUGGACGUCGGCGUCAUGCUGCGACUGGGCUGCAGCGCGAUGCGCAACGACAUCCCGCGAGGCUCGAAGCUGCUCCAGACCAAGCUCGAAGAUGCACAAGAAGCGGCUUCGGCCGGUGCCUCUGAGCUUGUUGUCGCACGCGGCUUUGGCCGGCGCCUCGCAGCUCGAAGGCGACAUUCUGCUGACUUUGACGACGACAUUGAGGUGAUUCUCGGUGACCCACCGGCACCGCCAGACCUGGUCGCGGCCGCGGAGCUCGAAGCAGAACGCAAGGCUUACGAGGCGCUCGAAGCGCAAGCCGACGACGCAGCCACUCGCGCCGCAUCGAACGAGCUGCGCCUCGAGAACAAGAUCUUGAAGCUCAUGACGAAUAUCAACGAUCUCUCGGCUGGCGUCAACGCGCUCUCGUCCGACAAGUCAGAGCUCGCAGAGGCCAAAACAAAGCUCCAGGAAGAGACGGCGGGCCUCCUGGCGCGCGUAGCCGCCUUGGAAACAGCGCUACAGACGCAGGAGACCAACGCCAUGACCGACAUGACGGCGCUCGAGACGCGGGCGGUCACGGCCUAA